AUGAACUCUGACAAAACAAAUAUUCUCAAAAAAUACAAAAUUGUCUUUUUGGGAGAUCAAAGUGUCGGUAAGACCUCUCUAAUUACACGAUUUAUGUAUGAUACAUUUGAUGAAACUUAUGCCACUACAAUAGGGAUUGACUUUUUAAGUAAAACUAUGUACCUUGAAGAAGGAAAAACUGUGAGAUUGCAAUUGUGGGAUACUGCAGGACAAGAGAGAUUUCGAUCAUUAAUUCCAUCGUAUAUUCGUGACUCGCACGUAGCUGUGAUAUGCUACGAUAUUACUAAUAAAAAGUCUUUUUUGAAUCUCGAUAAGUGGAUAAAAGAUGUUAAAGUGGAGAGAGGUGACGAUGUAGUGAUUGUGCUAGUUGGCAACAAGCUGGAUCUUGCAAAUACCAAGCGACAAGUGAGUGUCGAAGAAGUUGAGCAAUUGCAUAACAAGAUUGGGUCUAAUUUUUUUAUAGAGACAUCCACAAAGGCUAACCACAAUGUCAAGCUAUUGUUCAAGAAGAUUGCCCAGUCGUUGCCAGAUUUCAACAAUGAUGAAGAUGAGGAGAAUCAAGAGCAGGCCAAUACGAAUAAACCGGAAACUAUAAAUAUAACGAUUGAAAAUGAUGAUAAGAAUCAAGGUACGAGUUCAUGUUGCUAG
Messenger RNA from Lodderomyces orthopsilosis Co 90-125, 648 nucleotides. RefSeq names its product Rab family GTPase. Gene Ontology annotation, molecular function: GTP binding; GTPase activity. The record is from RefSeq and is a predicted model, not a curated record. NCBI's taxonomy places the organism in Eukaryota, Fungi, Ascomycota, Pichiomycetes, Serinales, Debaryomycetaceae. The transcript has a single exon. Bases 1 to 648 code for a protein of 215 amino acids.